Thlaspi arvense is the source of this 516-nucleotide messenger RNA. The record is from the annotation of a GenBank genome assembly. Lineage: Eukaryota; Viridiplantae; Streptophyta; Magnoliopsida; Brassicales; Brassicaceae.
CUUCAUACUUUCACAUUAGUCACACAGAUAACUCAAAAUCACAAAAAGUACAAAAUUUAUUCAGUAAAAAUGGAGAAAGCAAUUUUGAUAUUCAUCGGCUUUGUACUUUUCUCAGCAUGCACUCAAAUUCUAGCAGAAUCUUGCAAAGAGAACUCUGAUUGUAUUCAUCUGAAGUGUGUAACGAAGGUUAGAUGUGUGGAAAACACAUGUCAAUGCAUUGAUGACAAAUAUGCGUUUAAACCACUUGAUGCGAAUUGUGAUGUUGCUGCUUGCAGUGACUUGUGCAAGACAAAAGGUGAACAAGCUUAUGCUUGUAUCUUAAACCAUUGUUACUGUCGCAAACCUCCUAUGUAAUAAUUAAGUAACUACAGGCUUAAAUCAUUGUACUUGUUUGCAUCAUUCAAAUGAUGUUAAUUCACAAUCCUUCUAUGUAAUAUUUUUAUCUCUAUCAAGAACCAAACAAUAAAAUAUAUAAUAUUAAAUUUUUAAUUCUAUAGAGUUUAUAAAAUGAUUUAG